AAACGGGUGUCUACAACAACUUUGGAAGAUUUGCAGCUUGAAUAUCUGGAUCUCUGUCUGAUACACUGGUCAGUCUGUUUGAAAAAAGGUUCGGUUGGUGUUAUGCCUGAAAACUUAACUCAACCUGACAUAUCGAGUACCUGGAGAGCAAUGGAGGCACUAUGUGAUUUUAGAAAUGCUAGGGCUAUCGGCGUUAGUAAUUUCAGUACGAAGAAGCUGGGAGAUCUUCUGAAAGUAGCACGCUUAGUUCCUGCUUUCAAUCAAGUUGAACUUCACCCUGUAUGGCAGCAGCCAAAGCUGCAUGAAUAUUGUCGAUCCAAGGGAAUUCACUUGUCUGGAUAUUCGCCAUUGGGUAGCCAAGGUGGAAAUAACAGAAGGGUAAAGGUCCACGAAAACCCAGUUCUCAAGAUAGUGGCAACACAAUUGGGGAAAUCUCUGGCACAAGUGGCUCUCCGUUGGGGACUCCAAAUGGGGCAUAGUGUAGUGCCUAAGAGCAAUGUUGAGUCAAGGAUGAAGGAGAAUCUUGACAUUUUUAGCUGCUCUAUCCCUGAAGAUUUGUUUGCCAAGUUUUCUGAAAUCGAACAGGAGAAGCUAAUUAGAGGCCGUGAAUUUGUCCACCGUACUUGUGGUUCAUAUAGGACCCUUGAAGAACUCUGGGAUGGUGAAAUCUGA
This is a messenger RNA of Hibiscus syriacus, 672 nucleotides long. RefSeq names its product aldo-keto reductase family 4 member C8-like. Gene Ontology annotation, molecular function: aldose reductase (NADPH) activity. Lineage: Eukaryota; Viridiplantae; Streptophyta; Magnoliopsida; Malvales; Malvaceae. The record is from RefSeq and is a predicted model, not a curated record. The annotation marks the transcript as partial. Gene Ontology annotation, cellular component: cytosol. The transcript is spliced from 4 exons.